Cucurbita moschata (crookneck pumpkin) is the source of this 783-nucleotide messenger RNA. RefSeq lists its product as uncharacterized. Lineage: Eukaryota; Viridiplantae; Streptophyta; Magnoliopsida; Cucurbitales; Cucurbitaceae. The transcript has 3 exons. The record is from RefSeq and is a predicted model, not a curated record. The coding region runs from base 227 to 511 and encodes 94 amino acids.
UUUUUUAAUUAAAAAAAAGAGUUUGCCCUAAUUUGCUCAUCGUGAAUCUGUGCCUUUCCCCAACUCUCUCUCGAAAUCAAUCUUCAUCUCUCAUUGCUUAAUACAAUCCACUGGACCACCGCCCUCACGGCGUCGCACAACGUCAAUUCCGGCCGCUUUCGAUUCUUUUGCUUAUCUCCCUUGGACUGCGUAUCAGAUUUGAGUUAGAGGCAAUCAACAGACAGCUAUGGCAGAAGAGGCAAAAGACCCUUUCAAGGGAGUCGAUUGGAAAGCCGUGGGUGGCGAUAUGCAGAAAGAUCCCAGCUCUAUAAACAUUUUAAAGAAAAGGCGUCCAACAAAAGUUAGGCAAAUUCCAGAGUAUUAUUUUCUUCCUAGAAGAUCCCUUCCCUCGGUCCUUGCAUUCUAUGGGGCGUGUAUUGCAGGUGGAAUUGGAGCUGGGAUGCUGGUGGAGAUAUGGAUUAAGGAUAAAGUUAAAAAGGAUGGAGGUGUGGUCUGGGAGUUUGACAAGUAGAGUACAGAAGUAUGAAGUUGUAAUAAGAUCAUCCAGUUCUGGGUUUUUGUUUUGUUGUCAAUUCUUAGUUUUGGCACAUAUAAAGGAAAACAUCUUUUAUUGUCACUGUGAAGUUGUACAAAAAUUGGAAGCAAUAACCAGUAAGUUUUUCGAAGUUAUGACUCCAAUUCAGCUAUUGGUUGUUUCUGUAGUUAUAGAUCAAGCACAAAUGACAAUAAAUGCAAUCAUUUUUGGUAUAAAGUUUAUACAGAUUGUUGCUUUGCUCUGGUAAA